AUGUUCCGAAACAUCUUGGAUAUGCUUCGCGCAUACCGUGAAAAGCAGAAACAGACAAAGAAUGCCGACAAGGAGUGGGACGAAUGGAACGAAUGGAACGAUGAUAUCAGAACGGUACCCUAUGCGCUCGACCACUGCACUCAACACUGCAGGCACCCCAUCUGCCGCAGGGUAAUUCGCGGCAACGAGAGGAUAAACCUAGAUCAGGAAGCCUGCCAAUGCUCCCUCGAACCACCCCCUGCAACAACCUCAAAAUAUCAAGUACCGAUACAGGAAUUCUCAGAAGAAGACAUCGCCGCCGUGCAAUCCACCUACGACCACACCAGCAAACACGACCUCAUCACCGUCAAUCUGGGCACUGCAAUCACCCUCGUCGACUUGCUGCGCCAGAACUUCCACUUGAACCUCUGCUCGCGUCUCCAAUGGGACCCACGCUUCACGCCAAACACACUGCUCCACGGCACCCAGUACAACGCCGCUGUGCAAUCCACAAACGGCCUCGUCGACAAGCUAUUCGUCCACCUCAUGCUGCUGCUCGGUCCAACGCCAAACCAAACACGGUGCAUCGAGCUGCAAGAACUGCAGCAAACACUGCAAUCAGUGAUGCGACUCGAGUUCUUUUGGUGGCAGGCAACGUGGUGUUUUAAGCAGCAGCAGCAACAGCAACAGCAGGAGAGGAUAGCCAAGGCGGAUGACUCGCAUGUCCGGAAGAUGAUGAAAGAUGGGUUUGUACGUGCGCGACGGCGAUAUAUCUGCGGGAGGCAGAGUGUAGGGAUUCGAGUGAUGAUGGAGAAGUUGGAGGAUAUCGUCGAGAUGGUCGUGGGUGUGUUGGUGUGGUGGAGUGAAUGCACGCGCAGGUGGGCGGAGGAGGAGAAGGAGGAGGAGGAUGAAGAUGCCGAGUCGACAGGGCUGGAUUCGAGUGUUGCGUCUUUUGUGACGGCGCAGAGUCAUGUUACCGGCGACGACAGCGAUGUGAAUGGGAGAGAUGGGGAGAAGGUUUGA
Messenger RNA from Bipolaris oryzae ATCC 44560, 1002 nucleotides. RefSeq lists its product as uncharacterized. NCBI's taxonomy places the organism in Eukaryota, Fungi, Ascomycota, Dothideomycetes, Pleosporales, Pleosporaceae. The transcript is spliced from 2 exons. The coding region runs from base 1 to 1002 and encodes 333 amino acids. The record is from RefSeq and is a predicted model, not a curated record.